Mercenaria mercenaria is the source of this 1591-nucleotide messenger RNA. RefSeq names its product monocarboxylate transporter 6-like. Gene Ontology annotation, molecular function: monocarboxylic acid transmembrane transporter activity. Lineage: Eukaryota; Metazoa; Mollusca; Bivalvia; Venerida; Veneridae. The coding region runs from base 132 to 1412 and encodes 426 amino acids. Gene Ontology annotation, biological process: transmembrane transport. The transcript has a single exon. The record is from RefSeq and is a predicted model, not a curated record.
UACAUACAAUAUUUCAAAACGACUUCAUAAAAGUUUAUAAGCCAGAACAAAUCAACAUAUAGCCGAUUAACUCAAAACACGGCAAUGAGGCAAAACUACUAUUGUUUUUAAAUUUACACAUCUUCUUUGUCAUGGCGAACAGGUUGGAUAAACUGGAAACUUCUGAGAAAACUCCACUUCUAUCGGAAUCCACAAAACUAGUUCGGACUACACCAUCAAAAUGGCGACAGUGUUCAGUUCUUAUAGCAUGUAUGUACUUGCAUUUCAUGUCUCUUGGAUUUGCUCCGGUCUUAGGGGUAAUUUACGUGGAACUUAUCCGUCAGUUCAAUUCAGCGAGAUCAGAAACUGCCAUCGUACAAAGCAUGUAUCAAGGACUUACAUAUGUCGGCGGAAUUCUUUUUUCUGGAGUUGUAUCUAAAAUAGAAGUUGGACCUCCUGUAAUGAUAGCCUCGGCAUCAAGCGGUCUUGCAUUAUUUAUAAGUGCGUUUUCAGUUAACAUUUAUAUGGUGAUAGUUUUGGUUGGUUUUGUUGGUGGGAUGUCUAUGAGUAUUAACUAUUUAUGCGCGUUUGUCGCUGUAGGAUGGAUGUUUGUGGCAAACAGACGCGCUGCCCUGGCCUUUCUUACAAUGGCGACUGCGGUUGGUCAGACAGCGCUUCCAAAUAUUGCUGACUACCUAAUAGACGAAUACGGUUGGGCUGGAACAUUCAUGAUAGCGAGUGGUUUAAUUCUGAACAGUAUCCCGUGUGGACUAGUUCUAUAUUUUUCGCGGGACUUUUUCUUGACAGAAAACAAAACUAGCGCAACAUCAUCAUCUGUUAGAGAAAAGAUGUGUCAGUGUAGAUCAAAACAGGAUGUUGCCUAUAUUAUGUUUGUCGUUGUAUGUCUGAUAUUUCCGGGUACAAGUGCGGUGGAGAGUUGGUUUACAGUGGAUAUUAGUGAACUGCGAGGAUUCGACCGUCAACAAGGAACUAUUUUAUUAUCGCUCGUCGGAGCUUUCGGGCUGGUCGGAAGGUUGCUUGGAACUAUAUUGCUGACAUUUUGGCCCACUAUUAGUAUUGCAAUACCUUUGGCAAUAGCUUUCCAAUUUCUUGCAUUAGCACACUUUCUUGUAGUUUAUUUAACAGACUUUUAUGGAAUGUUAGGCGGUAUAUUUGUACGCGGAAUUUCUAUAGGUAUGGUUAUGUGCUUACUGCCAGGGAUGCAGCUCGAACUGCGUGGAAUAAACAGAUUUCCGCGGACAGUAGCUUUAUGCAAUGUGACGAGUGGAUUAGGGAUUGUGGUGUGUGGAUACCUAGGUGGAUUCAUUGCAGACUGGACUGGAAGUUAUGAUUUAGCAUUUUAUAUUGCAGUUGGCGUGUCUGUUUUCUGUGGUCUCUUAAUGGUGGUAAUAAAAUGCUUGCAAUACGUUUAGUAUUUACUACCGGUGUAUAGUUACAAUUUCUGAUCGGCCACUUGAUACAUGUUUUUUUUCUUUAUCCAGGCCAAAGGUGUGAUAAAAUGUUCGUGUGAUAAAUUGGUGUAUUUGUAUUUUGUGGACAGAGUGGUUUACUUUAUACUGAUUACAGAGAAAAAUAAAUUGUUGAAAUUUUA